AUGACAUCUCAAAAUCAAAAUACUGACGAACUCGCCUCUCUCGCUUGCUAUCUACCAAGUAUACGAAAUGCGACGGCUCCUACCAAAUCAAAACGCCGAAUGUGUUCGCGCAUCAAUUGCGAUGCGCAAAAGGUCAAGAAUAUUUUCAAGGAUGAUGAAAUUGGCGCAAAGAAUCUGCUUCAGGCAGCCUGGGCGAUGGUUCUUUACCAUUACACUGGUAUGGAGGAGGUAUGCUUUGGGUACGAUGAAUUUGACAUGGCUGUUUCCGCGCGCAGGCCGGGGCCAUCGGCAGUCAAAUUUCGCGUUGACCCAGGUGCGCAAUUAUGUGGUGUUCUAAAAGGUAAGGAAGGUAAGUAUGGGAACUCUUUGCGCAAGCAGGCAGACGAAGGAAAUGCGAAAUCGCAACUCCAUUACAACACCGCGGUGAUGUUUCAAAUUCGCAACUCAUCGGACAACGCUUUCAGUCCUACGGCUUUGGCAUCUCAACAGGCUGCAAUGUCUCUACCAGAAAAGUGCAAAUUUCGUAUUUUGGCCAAGUAUACGAACGGCGCAUUCAGCGUCUUUCUUGAAUACAAGCAUCCGGAUGUAUCAGCCAACUUCGCUUCUAUUGUAUCGGAAACUUUCUCGCGCAUGCUUCACGGCCUCCUCGAAGAAAGUCCAUGCACUGUUCAGGACUUGAGUAAGAUCACCGAUAGUGACAUGCGACAAAUAAUGAAAUGGAAUGCCGUGCGCCCGGAAAUUGUUGAAAGAUGCAUACACAGUGUUAUUGAAGAUCAGGUUCAAUUGAACCCGGAGAAAGAGGCUGUAUGCGCUUGGGAUGGGUCUCUUACCUACUUUGAACUCAACCAGCAAGCCUCCGUACUGGCGCGACAUCUUUUGACACUUGGCGUGCGCGCAGAAAGGCGCGUUGCCCUGUGUUUUGACAAAUCGAAAUGGAACGUUGUGGCCAUGUUGGCCAUAUUAAAAGCUGGUGGUGCUUUCGUCCCAUUAGAUCCGUCUCAUCCGAUAGCUCGAAUAGAGUCGUUGGUCAAAGAGGUGGAGGCCAACAUAAUCAUUUGCUCUACUGGUUAUUCUUCACGUUUGGUAUCGGCAGCUGAACAUGUUCUGUGUAUCGAUGCUGAGCAUAUGGAAAGGCUGGAGGCAGAAAAUAUAGCCUCAAAACAUGAUGAUCUCGCUACCUCAACAAAUAGCACCAAUGCUGCUUAUGUACUGUUUACGUCGGGCUCAACGGGCAAACCAAAGGCCACCGUCAUUGAACACCAAGCUUUCUGUUCCGGAGCUCAUGCUCAUGGUCCAGUAUUGUUGAUCGAAUCCGAUUCGCGUGUCCUCCAAUUUGCUGCUCACACUUUUGAUGCCAGUUUGGUGGAGAGUCUGACACCCCUGAUGCGUGGGGCUUGUGUAUGCAUUCCCAGCGAAGAAUCCAGACUAAACGGCAUCGUCUCCGCAAUCAAUGAAUUACGAGUCAAUCACGGCUUCCUAACGCCAUCCUUCGUGCGGUUUCUCACGCCAGCCGAUGUGCCAAAUAUCACUCGGCUAGUUUUGGCGGGAGAAGCCCUAACACAGGCCAACAUCAAAACUUGGUCGUCAAUCAAGCUGAUCAACGGAUACGGUCCAACAGAAAGUUCAGUUGCGGCAGUGAUCAAUGCCAAUAUAACAGAGGAGACAGCAUCUCACGAUAUUGGAUUUCCGGUUGGCGUAAGAUGUUGGGUGGUCGACCCUGAGGAUCAUGACGUGCUCCUUCCCGUUGGAUGUACGGGUGAGCUGCUUCUCGAGGGCCCAUCACUGGCACGCUGUUACCUCAACAACCCCGAGAAAACAGCACAGUCUUUCAUCUUUAAUCCAUCAUGGUCACAAGAGACUGGAAUAAAUAUUGGUCAGUGUCGUUUUUACAAGACUGGAGAUUUGGUUCGCUACAAUUCUGAAGCUGGCUCGUUUGAUUUCGUAGGACGGAAGGACACGCAAGUGAAAUACCACGGCCAACGAAUUGAGCUGGGAGAAAUUGAAUCAAAUCUCAUCAAACAUCCAACCCUCAAGCAUGGACUUGUACUUCUUCCGAAGGCUGGUCCUGCUGCACAGAAGCUUGUCGCAAUUAUGUCUUUUAGCGAGGACAGCAUCGGGGACUUGCCGGCAAAUCCAUCCCCCUUGAAAGUGCUCGAUAUUCCUAACCGACAAGGCUACAUCUCUGCCAUUCGGGAAGCCAUGGCUACCAUCUUACCUACCUACAUGAUUCCGUCUAUAUGGCUCUGUAUCGAGGCAUUCCCGGUGCUUACUUCCCACAAGCUGGAUCGAAAGACCGUAUCACAUUGGGUCGAUACCCUGCCAGAGGAGAUCUUGGAGACUUUCAGACCAGCCUCUAACGAGCGGAGCGAUACCCUGGACAGCGACAUAACCGAGACGGAAGCUAGCUUGCGCCAAUUAUGGAGUGACGUGCUCAACAUUCCCCUGUCGAAGACUAGCCUGCAUCAUAGCUUCUUGAGUCUGGGUGGUGAUUCAAUCACAGCCAUGACGUGCAUGAAUCGAUGCAAACAAAGAGGCAUUGGGCUGACUGUGCAGGACAUUCUUCGCAGCACAUCUAUCCGGGAGCUUGCAAAAUACGUCAAACUGGUGGCUGUUCAAAACGAAUAUCGAGAGGACGUUGAUAUGCCUUUCGAUCUAUCGCCAAUACAGAAAUUGCAUUUCGAGGCCCGGGAUGAUAAUUCUGGACACUUCAAUCAGAGCUUCUUCCUCCGAGUAAACCAGGCUAUUACACCUCAGAACCUUGAGGAUGCAAUCAAAGUGAUUGUCAGUCGCCAUUCAAUGCUACGUGCUCGAUUCUUUUACGAUGAGUCAAAGAAACAAUGGCAGCAGCGUUUGACCGACCACAAUCAAGUUUCCCAUCGAUUCAAUGUCCAUACAUCGUCUUCCCGAGCACAAGUCAAGAAUGCCAUUGCUGACAGUCAAGCGGGCCUUAACGCCGUGAGUGGCCCUGUUGUGGCAAUUGACCUGUUCCAGAUGAACGAUCGGAGUCAGUUGCUAUCCCUAAUUGGUCAUCAUCUGAUAGUUGACCUUGUAUCCUGGCGCGUAAUCCUCGAAGAUUUGGAGGAGUUACUUCUUCAUCCUCAGUCAAGUUCACUGCUCCCUCCUACACUUCCUUACCAGAGCUGGAGCCGUCUUCAGUGGGACCAGAUUUCCGGUCUUGGAGAACAAAAUCCCUCGACAGCACAAAACGUGCCACUUGGUGAUUUAUCAUAUUGGGGUAUUACAGACGCCGAGAAUACUUACGGUCAAGUCUCAUGCGAAGGUUUUGAGAUUGAUGCGGAGACUACAUCAAUACUACUGAAUGAGGCCAACUCGCCAGUGCGAACCGAGGCCGUUGAUAUUCUAGUUGCUGCAUUGUUACACUCUUUUGGAAAGAUUUUCACUGAUCACGAGCUCCCAGUCAUAUACAAUGAAGGUCAUGGGCGUGAGCCCUGGGAUAAUUCGAUUGAUGUUUCGCGAACAGUCGGAUGGUUCACCAUAAUUCACCCCAUUUUCGUGCAAGCAACCGCUCUUCGAGAUUGGAUCGACACUCUUGUACAAGUGAAAGAUUGUCGCCGGCGCGUCAAAGACAAUGGAAGAGAGUACUUCGCUAGGAGUAUUCUUGGCGGCGAGAAUAUAAAAGCAUUCAAGCCCAUGGAAAUUACCUUCAACUAUUUGGGCCGAUAUCAACAACUUGAAAAAACCGGAGCUCUCUUCAGUCCUGUUGAAGGCCUAGCUGGUGAGACAAGUCAAGGAGGAGGAGCAGCCGAUUUUGCAAAGACCACGCCGCGUUUUGGCUUGUUUGAGAUAUCUGCUGUGAUAGUUCAGGAUAUCCUUAGGUUUACUUUUUCGUUUAAUGGAAACAUGCGACAUCAAGAGAGGAUCCGGCAAUGGGUUACAGACUGCCAGAAUACGCUGUCGCAGAUGACGAAGGAUUUGGUCUUACUUCAACAUCAACCAACACUCAGUGAUUAUCCGCUCCUGUCGUUGGACUACUCAGACCUUCAAAUCCUCAUGACCGAAAGGUUACCUGCGUUGGGUUUGAAAUCGCUUGAUGAAGUUGAAGACAUCUAUCCUUGCUCCCCUAUGCAGCGUGGUUUGCUUUUAUCCACUACUCGAGAUAUUUCAUUUUACGCCGCUCGAGGAACCUACGAAGUCAAGGCCAACAAUGGAAAUUCAAUAGACGCAAAACUUCUCUCUCGAGCUUGGCAGCAGCUGGUUGACCGACACGCAAUGCUUCGUACUGUCUUCGUGGAAAACCUCACCUCGGAAGACCUGUAUUCUCAGAUCGUACUUCGCAAAUAUGCCUGCUCAAUUAAUAUUCUUCGCUGCACCGAUGAAGAUAAUGUUCAAACUGUUCUUGACAUCCACCCCAUGCAACCAAAUAGACGAAAACCACUGCAUCAAUUCACCAUAUGUGUCACGGAGACUGGGAAGGUCUUUUGUCGACUUGAACUAAGUCAUGUUAUCAUGGAUGGAGUGUCGAUUUCUAUUAUGUUACGCGACCUUGAAAAGGCGUACAGUGGAAACCUACAAACAAGUCCCAAACCACUUUUCAGUAACUUCGUUUCGUACCUGCAAGCACAACCUAAAGCUGCUUCAAUGAAUUACUGGAAAUCCUAUCUUUCUGGUGUUGAACCAUGUCACAUGCCCGUUCUUAAUGAUGGGUCAUCCUCAAGGCAGUAUAACACACUCCGACUGGAUUUCCAAAGGCUUGGUCUUCUACAAUCUACAUGUGAGAAGCACGGCUUGACCAUCGCGAAUGCACUUCACGCAGCAUGGGCCCUCACACUUCGCUGCUAUACAGGAUGCAAUGACGUCUGCUUUGGUUAUUUGCUAUCAGAACGAGAUCUCCCUCUCGAUAUGAUCGAAGACACUGUGGGUCCAAUGAUAAAUAUGCUUGCUUGCCGGGUCAAUAUGUCCUCAGAAUCCGUUCUUAUGCGUCUGGUCGAAGGUAUCCAGGAAGACUACAUGGAGAGCGCGCCCUUCAAACAUAUCUCACUAGCAGAUGUCCAGCACGGAUUAAAUCUCUCAGGCACAGCCCUCUUCAACACAUGUCUGUCGUAUCGGAAACUUCCAUCCGCAGAGUCUGGUCAACAGCCAGCUAUCCGGUUUUCUGAAUGUGGAGGCUUACACGACCCUACUGAAUACUUGGUAACGAUCAAUGUCGAGGCCUCAGAUACGGAUGCUGUAAUUGACCUGGAUUUCUGGACGGAUAUGCUUUCUCAGGCACAAGCUAGGAACAUUGCAGAUACGUUUAUACGUGCGCUUGAAAACAUGAUAGAACAACCAGAAGCUCAAUUGGGCCAGCUGAACCACGUUCCUGCAAGCAACUGGCAACAAAUUGCUGAAUGGAAUAAGGCUAUGCCAGAAACGAUUGAAAUGUGUAUUCAUGAGGCUUUCAAACAACAAGUGCGACUGAGCCCCGAAGCACCUGCAAUCUGUGCCUGGGAUGGUGAAUUUACAUACUCCCAGGUUGAUUCUAUGUCUACUCGUUUAUCAUACUAUCUUAUAAACUUCGGGGUCAUGCCAGAAUCGUUUGUGGCACUGUGCUUCGAUAAAUCAGCUUACACGAUCAUCGCUAUGAUCGCGGUCCUAAAAGCAGGCGGAGCUUGUGUUCCGUUAGAUGCUGGACACCCGAAAGCUGCUUUGGAGCUUCGAGUCCUCGAAACAGGCGCCCAAGUUGUUCUUUCUUCGCCGUCCCGUACUCAUCUCCUUGAUGAUGUUGUGCCUUACGCUAUUCCAGUUGAUGAAACACUUUUCACCCAGAUUGAAGAUAUUGACCCAUUCGAUAUAACUGAAGCGUCUCCUGAAAAUGCUGCUUUUGUCAUCUUCACCUCUGGGAGCACUGGGAAGCCUAAAGGUGUCGUUCUUGAACAUCGCAAUCUGGUUACUAGCGCUGCUGCCCACGGUGCAUCUAUAGGAAUAGAUGAGUCAACGAGAAUUCUUCAAUUUGCUUCAUACUCGUUUGACAACAGUCUAGAAGAAAUCUUCACGACUCUGAUGAGAGGCGGUUGUGUUUGCGUUCCAUCUGAGGAUGACAGAAUGAACAACCUAGCCAAAGCCAUGAACGACCUGGAUGUUAACUUCGCUGAUAUGACAGCCACAGUUGCCGCUUUUUUGAAUCCUUCAGAUGUUCCAAAACUGAAAGGGCUAGCUAUUGGCGGAGAGGCCCCCACCAAGGAGAUCAUGGAGACAUGGUGUAGUGUCUUACGAUUACAAAACAUAUAUGGUCCUACAGAAUGUUCCAUCAACUCUUGCCACAAUCCAGAUGUUGGUGUUUCGAGCGAUGUGACAAAUAUUGGACGCGCUGUGGGAUGUGUCUCCUGGGUUGUUGACGCAAAUGAUCACAACAACUUGGUACCGAUUGGCUGCAUUGGAGAGCUGUUGAUAGAAGGUCCAAUUCUUGCUCGGCACUACCUUCAUAAUCCAGAGAAGACACAACAGAGCUUCAUCGAGGAUCCAUCCUUUAUGGUGUCACUGGCGGAGAAGAAUGUUGAUACGACCAUGUUUCCACCCACUGGGCACAGAAUGUACAAAACUGGCGACUUGGUUCGGUACAAUUCCGAUGGAUCCCUAGUGUAUCUCGGGAGAAAAGACACUCAAAUCAAAUUGAAUGGUCAGAGAAUAGAACUAGGUGAGAUUGAACAUCGUAUUCAGAGUGCCCUCCCUUCCGACAGUCAAUGUUCUGUUGAUCUCAUUGUUCGUCGCAAUGGGGAAACCACUUCAAAAGUCUUGGUGGCUUUUGUUUGCCUUCAAAGUGAUAGCAAGAAGCCGACACAAAGCGAUGCAGACUUUAUCCUGUCAAUGACACAAUCUUUCCAGUCAAUAGUCUUGAACGUAAAAUCGGAGAUCUCAUCCCAAAUCCAGAGUUACAUGGUCCCAAAUGUCUAUAUACCAGUGUCAUGCUUUCCUAUGACAUCGUCCGGCAAGCUCAACAGACGUCUACUUCGCACGACAGCGGAAGAACUACUGGUACGAGAUGCAUCAACCUACCGUUUGGGUGGUAGAAGUGGGCUAGAACCUUCGACAGAUACCGAAAAAGUACUGCAGAACUUAUGGUCGACGCUUUUGUCUGUAGAUGCCUCAAACAUUAGCGCAGAUGAUACAUUUUUCAGACACGGGGGUGAUUCAAUAUCUGCAAUGAGGCUCGUCGCAGCUGCUCGAAGGCAAGGAUACUCGAUCAGCGUUGCCGAUAUCUUCCAGGCGCCGAAGCUCUCUGAGAUUGCACAGAAAUUGGUACCGGUGUCUAAAUCUAGUGCUAAUGAGACUGUUGUGAGAAUUGUGCCGUUUUCAUUGCUUGACAAGAGUAUUUCUGUUGCCGACAUCAAGAAUGAAAUCUGUGGUACUUGCAAUAUAUCACUGGAACAAAUCGAAGAUAUUUUGCCGUGCAGUGCAAUUCAAGAAGGCUUGAUCGCAUUAUCCAGCACUCAACAGGGAUCAUAUGUCACGCAGAAUAUUUAUGAUCUGCCGGAUUCCAUCAACAUUGAAAGAUUCAAAGCAGCUUGGCAAAGGUUAUAUCAGAACGAAAGCAUACUACGAACUCGAAUCCUCCAUUCCAAGAACAAUGGCUUCCUUCAAGUGGUUCUGCGGGAAGAACCAGAAUGGACUUCUAGUCAACCUCUUAGUCGUUCAGUCCCGGGCUCAAAUGGAGGGCGUUUGUCUCAGUACACUAUCAUUCAAGACACAUCAGGCAAGUUGCGGUUCAUAUGGACGGCUCAUCAUGCCAUCUAUGAUGGCUGGAGUAUUCCAAAGCUCUUCAACAAGCUCCAGAGGUACUAUGAACAUAGCAGCUUGGCCAUUGAACACAACCCUUGCUCUUACUCUCACUUUAUCGAGUACGCGUCUCGUAUAGAUGCCGAUGAACGGAAGGCUUUCUGGGUUCAGCAGCUCGAUGGUUUUUCGGCGGUUCAAUUUCCAGCACUGCCUAAUGCAUCCUACAAAUCAAACCCGAAAAUUCGAGAAACCCUAAAAUUCAACCUGCCGGAACAGCGACCCACGGAAGUCACUCUGCCAUCUCUGAUCCGAGCAGCAUGGGCCCUUACUAUUUCAACAUACUCGUACUCCGAGGAUAUCGUGUUCGGCGAGAUCAUGACAGGGCGCGAUAUACCCGUUCCCGGAAUCGAUGAUAUGAUCGGUCCUGCAUUAUCAAUACUGCCUAUGAGAUUGCAAUUGGACUUGAGUCUCACCAUUGCUCGAUUUUUGCAGCAAACACAAGCACAGGCAACUUCAAUUAUCCCCUAUCAGUCCGCUGGAUUGCAAAAUAUUCAAGGAUUCAGUCACGAUGCUAAGUCGGCAUGUGAAUUUCAAACUCUAUUCUCCAUUGCUCACGGUGAAAGUGAUGAUGUGGAAGGAGUUAUGAAAUUCUUGAGUGCAAAUUCAGGGGAUACGAACUUCUUUACGUACCCGCUAAACGUGUCGUGCUUUAUUUGGGAGUCAGAUCUUGAAGUCCAAAUUCAGUUUGACAAUCAUGUCAUCCCACUUCCCCAAUUGAAGAGAGUUAUGGGUCAAUUCGAGGCUACUCUGCAUAAGCUGUGUUCUGCAGGCCAGGAGGAAAGACUAAGCGGUCUUCAAAUGAUAAGCAGCGCUGGCAUCUCGAAAGUCCAGGAAUGGAACUUACAAUUGACUUUGAAGAGGGUUGAUCGGUGUAUUCACGAUAUCAUCGACGACAAUAUCCAGUCGCAUCCUGAUGCUUUGGCCAUCGAUUCUUGGGAUGGAACUUUUACUUAUCAACAACUUGGGCGCUAUGCGACAGCUCUAGCUCAUCACCUAAGAAACCUCAUCGGCAAAGACAAGGAGCAAUUCAUACCGAUAUGUUUCGAAAAGUCGUCAUUUGCUGCUAUCUCUAUGUUAGCAACUAUGAAAGCUGGUUAUGCAUUUGUCCCCAUUGACCCUCAGCAUCCCAAAGCUCGGCGCCAGGAAAUUAUUUCGGAUAUUGACGCCAAGGUGAUACUUUGCUCUCCUCAGUACGUCUCUUCAUGUCAAGAGGUAGUCAAUCACGCUGUUGCUGUUGAUAUGAAUCUACUCCUAUCACUUCCGGAACCAAAGAAGGCGCUUGGGAAGUAUGAUUCAAGUACUGCGGCAUAUGUUAUAUUUACAUCUGGAAGCACUGGAAAACCAAAGGGUUGUAUCAUUGAACAUGCCGGCUUCUGCUCCGGAGCUGUCAAGAACGGUCCAGCAUUCUCCUUUUCACCAACUUCGCGCGUCCUCCAAUUUGCAUCCUAUACAUUUGACGCCAGUAUUCUCGAAAUUCUGACUGUGCUCGUAAUGGGAGGGUGCACAUGUAUCCCUCAUGAGAGUACUCGACUCAACGGCAUUGCCAAGUUCAUCAACGAAAAGAACGUCAAUACCGCUCUUCUCACGCCAAGCAUGGCACAAACCAUCAAUCCGACCGAAGUUCCAUACCUUCAGAAUUUAGCUCUUGUGGGCGAGGCAAUGACACCGAACCAUAUUGCCUUGUGGGCGAAUGAACUUCAGCUGAUCAACGGAUAUGGGCCGACCGAAACAUCGAUUGUUGCUGCUACAAAACCACGUAUGACUCUGGAAACUGAUUCAUCUAAUAUCGGAACGCCUGUUGGAAAUGCUUGGAUUGUCGAUCCGCGAAAUCAUGAUAGAUUGAUGCCAGUCGGUGCGAUAGGCGAACUGCUAAUUGAGGGCCCAACGCUAGCAAGAGGAUAUCUCAACAAUGAGGAGAAGACUCGGGAAGUGUUCAUCAGAAAUCCAACAUGGAGUAUUAUCGCGGGUAGUCCUCAAGUGCGAAGAAUGUACAAGACUGGUGAUCUAGUCAAAUAUGCUCCUGACAACUCCGGAGAAUUGCUCUACGUGGGAAGGAAAGAUAGUCAAGCUAAGCUCCAUGGACAACGACUUGAACUCGGAGAGAUUGAGCAUCACCUCAAUGGCGACAACGACGUUCUGAAUGCCAUUGCGCUUUUGCCGAAGAUAGGUAGAUAUUCGAAGAAGCUAGUUGCUGUGAUAUCAUUGCGUGAUUUCUCAACAGCUUCUGAUAACACCACGUUGAACAUCGUGACAGAUAAGCUGGCGUUUGAAAAGCUUCAUCUCAUUCAAGACAGACUGCGAGAAAAAGUCCCUGCUUACAUGACUCCCUCAACCUGGGUCAUUUUGCAACAUUUGCCUUUGCUACCGUCUGGAAAGUUGGAUCGGAAAUUGGUUACUCAAUUCAUUGAAAAUAUUGACGAUGCCACUUUUAAGAAACUCACUGCAGCAGAUCAAAAUAGAUCUCCGGGCAAGGUUUUGGUUAUUACACAAACAGAGGCUACUUUGAGAGACAUAUGGGCCUCAGUUCUAAAGCUUUCUACCGAGAGCAUCAGUUUAGAUAGGUCAUUCCUUCAUAUGGGCGGCGACAGCAUGUCAGCAAUGGCGGUAAUGUCUAGAUGUCGAACCCAGAAUCUGGGAGUGACUGUAGAGAAUAUUAUCACCUGCAAAUCAAUCCGAAAACUCGCUUGCAUGGUUACAUUGCCUCAAAAGGCUGCACAUACUGAGGAGAGUUAUCAGGAAUUUGACCUCUCGCCAAUUCAAAGCCUCUACUUCCGAUGCAUGAGUGGGCAAACAAGCCAUUUCAAUCAAAGUAUCAUGAUUGAUCUCACGAGCUCCGUGUCGAAUGAUCAGGUACAAAGCGCAAUGUCGAAAUUGGUUUCUGUGCACUCGAUGCUGCGAGCUCGGUUUUCUCGAGACGGAAAUGGUAUAUGGAAGCAACGUAUUCUACAGGAUGCUCAGUCAUCCUAUGGUUUCCGUAUUGUUGAAUAUUUUGAUCCAGACGAACUUGCCGAGGAAGUCGAAGAGACGCAGAAAUCUUUGGAUAUAAUACAUGGACCCGUUAUGGCAGCAACGUUCUUCGAAGAUGAUACUGCAAAAUCGAAGCUUUUUAUUUGUGCCCAUCAUCUUGUUGUUGAUGUGAUUUCAUGGGGUAUUAUUGUACAGGAUCUGGAAGAUCUACUUCAAGGUCGCCAGGUUGCGGGUGACCAAAGCGUUUCAUUCCAGAGGUGGUGCAGACUUCAAUUGGACUACGUCAAGGAAAAGAAAAAUACCGAUCUGCUACCACUAGAUGAUAUUCGAGCUGCGGAAAUGGACUUUUGGGGCAUGAAAGACAUGCCAAACACUCAUGGCAAUGUCGUGGUGGAGGAAAUUGAGCUUGAUUCAACUACCACUGAUGCUUUGUUGGCGAUUAUUAACGGUCCCCUCAACUGCGACAUUGUUGACGUCUUGUUGGCUGUAUUACUACUAUCUUUCCACCGCGUAUUUUCCAGUCGCAAGUCCAUGCCAUGCAUUUUCAAUGAGGGUCAUGGUCGUGAACCCUGGGAUCCUAGCAUUGACCUCUCCAGAACAGUGGGUUGGUUCACCACCAUGAGCCCGGUUCACUUGCCAACAGACUUUAACAUCGAAAAUGGAAACGAUAUACAUAAAUGCAUCGGCUGGGUCAAGGCACUUAGACGAAGAACACCUGGAAAAGGAAUGCCAUACUUUGCCCAGCGACUACUGACAUGGGAAGGAAGCGAAAAGUAUCGUCACCACUGGCCGAUGGAAAUGACUUUCAAUUACUUGGGUCAACACAAGGAAGUCAAAGAAUCAGAGAUUCUCUUGCAACUCACCAAUGGCACCGGGCAAACGGUCAACUCAGCGUCUGAUAUUGGACCUGAUGUUCCUCGCUUCUCGCUGAUUGAGAUCUCUGCGGCAAUAGUUAACGGGAGUAUGAGCAUGUCAAUUUUGUACAACAAGUCCAUGAAGAAACAAGAAAGUAUACGCCAAUGGAUUGAAUACUGCAAAGAUAUGAUCUGCCAGGUUCCGAUGGUCUUAUCCCAAAAGAGGACCAUGCCAAGCUUGGCUGAUUUCCGCCUCCUCCCACUUUCCUACAACGGCAUUGAUCAGAUCACACGCAGCUUGCAGAAUGCCGGAAUAACAUCUUUUGACAAUAUACAUGAUAUUUACCCAUGUUCAUCAAUGCAACAUGGAAUACUUCUCAGUCAACUCAUGGACCCCAAAACAUAUGCUUACCGUGCUAUCUUUGAGGUUGACCUACCUUCCUUACACGGAAAACUGGAUGUUCAGAGACUAGCUACUGCAUGGCAGAGCGUUGUCGACCGUCAUACAUCUCUCAGGACAACUUUCAUUGAUGGUAAUCACGAAGCUUCUCUUAUGGAUCAGGUAGUCUUCAAGUCCUGCCGUGCCAACAUCGAUGUCUUGGAAGCUGCCGAAGAAGACGCUAGAAAAAUGCUCGCAGGGCUCCCUGACAUGAAUUUCAAGAAUGGCAACCAGCUCCACCGUCUUGCUAUUUGCACAAAUAAAACCGGGAAAUUCUUUUGUCGCUUUGAUAUUAGCAAUGGUAUUGCUGAUGGAACUUCCAUGCCAAUAAUUUUCCGCGAUCUAUCGCGGGCUUAUAUGGGACUCGCGCCAGUUACUGAAAGACAACCACAAUACAGUGACUUUGUUGCGCAUCUACUAUCCAAGCCAAAGGAAAAGGGUGUGGCUUAUUGGAAAAAGUACCUCGAAGGAAGUGAGCCGUGUUUAUUCCCAUCACUUAUUAAUGACCAGCAAAAGGAAAAGUCUCUGGGUUCUGAGAUCAUCAUAUUGAAAAACAACCCGGCUAUUAAAGAACUUUGCAAGAACAUGGGCAUCACCAUGUCCUCUUUGUUCCAAUUCGUGUGGGCAAUGGUUUUACGAACCUAUACUGGAUCUGAUGAAGUGUGUUUUGGCUAUAUAAGUUCAGGUCGCGACGUCCCAAUGCAGAAUAUCGAGGAGGCUGUGGGGGCAUUUAUCAACAUGCUUAUUUACAAGAUUCAUUUGACGGACGAUCUACCUUUGAUGAAGGCACUUAAGAAGACUCAAAGGGACUUUAUCAAAAGCAUGGAACACCAAGCCGUGUCACUUGCAGAGGUGCAACAUGCCCUCGGUCUGGCAGAUACUCCGCUAUUCAACACAGCGUUCACUUUCCAGCGACGCAGUGGCCUUGAAGUAGACUCGACACCUAUGCUGUCGUUCAAGUCUUUCGAUUCUCACGAUCCCAGCGAGUACAAAAUUGCCGUCAAUAUUGAAAUGAUGGACUCCAUCACGGAGAUUCAUUUCAGCUUCUGGGAGGAUUACUUGUCUAGCGCUCAAGUCAAGAACGUCGCCGACACAUUUGAACAAAUCAUCAAUGAGAUUACGACCCUCGCCGGUCAUGACAAGACAAUCGGUAAUAUUAAUACUACUGGAUCGCUCAGUUGCCGGAAUGUGCGUCAAUGGAACAAUAUACCACCUACAAAAGUAGAGCGGUGCGUCCAUGACAUGAUAGAAGAACAGGCCCGGACUCGACCAGCUUUGACUCAAGCUGUGGAGGCUUGGGACGCAAAGUUUACUUAUCGAGAACUUGACUCUCAUGCCAACCGUCUAGCAAAUGUCCUUGUCAGCCAAGGCAUAGGGCCUGAAGUUAUUGUUCCGCUUUGUUUUGACAAAUCCGCAUGGGCAAUUGUUGCGCAAAUCGCUGUCCUCAAGGCGGGUGGCGCUUUCGUGUCCCUCGACCCGUCACACCCUGAGGAUAGACUGAAGAGCUUGAUUGAGGAGGUCAAUGGCCGCGUUGUGUUAUCUUCGGCCCAGCAAUACGACAAGAUCUCGAAGAUAGUUCCUAAUACCAUCAUUGUGAAUGACAGGAGUUUGUCACGACUACCACAAGUGACCUACUCACCACGAACGUCUGUGAGCCCAACAAACAGUGCAUAUAUUAUAUUCACAUCAGGAUCAACCGGAAAGCCAAAGGGAACUGUCAUUGAACAUGGUCAAUUCUGCACAGGCGCUCUGGCGCAUGGCGCCGCUCUUCAUAUGAAUUCCGAGACUAGGUCAUAUCAAUUCGCCAACUACACUUUCGAUGCCUCGAUCCUUGACAUACUAACUGUUCUCAUCUUGGGUGGUUGCAUUUGCGUACCUGAUGCCGAAGAGCGUAUGAACGAUGUUGCGGGCAGUAUUACCCGUCUAAGUGCCAACUGGAUGUGUAUCACACCUUCGGUAGCUAGUACGUUGAAACCAGAGAGUAUCCCGACAAUGAAGGUCAUUGCCAUGGGUGGAGAAAAGAUGACCCCUGGCGCUAUCGAAAAAUGGUCAAAAUCAGUAUGUCUUGUGGAAGCAUAUGGACCUAGCGAGUGCGCUGUAGUCUGUGCUGCCGGCGACAAAGUCGAUCAGUCAGGUCAGAUUGUCAAUUUUGACCCUGCUGUUAUUGGAAAAGCCGUCGGCAGUCGGUCUUGGGUUGUGGAUCAACACAACUGUAACCGCCUGGUUCCCGUGGGUGCCAUCGGUGAAUUGAUGAUUGAAGGGCAUAUUGUUGGUCGUGGGUACUUGAAUAACGAGAAAAAAACAAAGGAGGCCUUUAUACAAGACCCGAUCUGGGCAGCCGACGCCAGACUCAAUGGUUUGAUUGCUCCUCGUACCCGAAUGUAUCGCACUGGUGACCUCGUUCGGUACAAUGAAGACGGCAUGCUUACCUACAUAGCAAGAAUGGACAUGCAAAUCAAACUCAACGGACAACGUAUUGAGCUCGGUGAGAUUGAAUACCAAUGCUCCCAGCAUAUGCCAGAAAACGUCCAGUUGGCAGUUGAUCUGGUAGCACCUGGAGCACACCCUGGACCAAAGAAACUGGCAAUGUUCUUCAGUCUUCCUGUUAGUGACGACAAAACUCGGGGCUCCGCUCAAGGCAAUGACAAGAUCCUCCUAGAGAUGGACUUGGCGGCCCGCAAUGCCGUAGAAUCCCUUGAGAAAUCAGUUGCGAAAGUCCUUCCAUCAUAUAUGAUACCGCAACUCUUCUUCCCCGUCUCCAUCAUACCAUUCACAACUUCCGGCAAGCUCGACCGUCGAAAGCUUUUUGGAGAAAUUAACGAUCUUUCCCGCGAAGAUCUCAAGAAGUUCUCCCUCUCGACUUCUGGCAAGAGAAAAGCCCCAACCGAUGAGCGACAAGUCACCCUUCAAGGCUUAUGGGAGGAAGUCCUUGCCGUUCCAAAAACAUCGAUUGGGAGCGACGAUAGUUUCUUCAGACUUGGUGGUGAUUCCCUUGCUGCAAUGAGGCUUGUGGGUAUCGCUAGGUCUCGUGGCAUUUCGCUAAGUGUUGUUGAUAUCUUCCGCCAUCCUACACUUGAGGAAAUGUCCAAGAAGUAUCAACUCGCAAAAGCAGCCAUGCAAGUUUCAAUCCCACCCUUCAGCUUGUUAAGGAACUCUGCUGUCAGAGACGCGGUCAUUGACGAGAUAGCAAAUCAGUGCAAUCUCGAACCGGACUCGAUAGCUGAUAUCUAUCCAUGCAGUGCUCUUCAGGAAGGCUUGAUCACAUCAUCGGUCCAGCAACAAGGGGCUUAUAUCUCACGCAACAUUCUCAAGCUCGGUCCUCAUGUUGACAUUAAUCAAUUUAAGGAUUCCUGGCAACAAUUGGUAGACGAGUUUGAUAUCUUGCGAACUCGCAUACCGCAUACUGCGUCCUCCGAGUUCUUGCAAGUCGUUCUCAAGCAGCAACAGAUAUCAUGGCAUCAUUCUGAUAGUGUGGAAAGUGCCCUCGAUGAUUCUUCAACGGUAUUCAAUUCUGAAAGUGGUAUGCUUGCUCGAUAUAUCUUGGUCAAAGAGAGUAGCAGCUCUGCUACUUAUUUCGUGUGGUUGAUCCACCAUGCUCUUUACGAUGCCUGGGGAUUGGCCAUUCUGCUCAGGAGGGUCCAAGAAAUAUAUUUCAAAAAGGGCCAGUCAACUACUAAGCCGUCUUACGCAUCUUUUAUCUCCUAUCUUGAGAAGAGGAACCUUCAGGAUUCAGGUGAUUUCUGGAAAGCAUAUCUUGCCAAAUCGUCACCGUCACACUUCCCUCCACUCGCGAGCCAGUUAGAAUUGGAUGGUCAAGAUACAACAUCGAAGACAUUGACACAGAAAACAACCAUUCCACAACAAUUCUUAAACCUCGGUAUCACUUUGCCAAUAUUGAUACGAGCGGCAUGGGCACUUGUUUUGUCUAGUCGUACACAAUCGUCCGACGUUUGCUUUGGAGAGACCUUAUCUGGCAGAAAUACUGACAUCCCAGAUAUCACUGAUCUCGCUGGCCCAGUACUCACUACGGUACCUACGUACGUCAAUGUCAACACAAAAUCCAAAAUUAAGGAUUACCUACUGGAGAUACAGAAGAUGUCGACAGAAAUGAUUCCACAUCAGCAUUUCGGCCUCCAGCAUAUCAAAAAGUUGGGAAAUCAACACGCCGCAAUUUGCCAAUUCAGGAACCUAAUUGUCGUCCAAACUGCGGAGGCUGCCGAUAAUGAUAACCUUUGGGAAGUACAAGACAAUGGAGACAUUGGAAGCUUCUUCACAUAUCCUCUCGUUGUAGAGUGCAAAAUUCUCGGGUCUAGUGUCGAAAUUAAUUUCCACUACGAUGAGAAUGUAAUCACUCGCUGGGAACUAGAAAGGAUAUCAUUCCAGUUAUCUCAUGUUCUACGUCAACUUGGUUCCGUCAAUACUUCUUCCACUAAUUUGCUUACGAGUAUCGAUAUGUUGAGCCCUGAAGACAAAAAGGAGAUAAAGUGGCUGAAUAAGAGGAACCCCCAGGUUGUUGAUGCAUGCAUCCAUGACCUGUUCAAGUCACGUUGUAUGGAACAACCAGACGCUCCAGCUGUCCAUGCAUGGGAUGGAGACCUUACAUAUACCGAGUUGAACAAGUACGCAUCGAGCCUAGCAGCAUACUUGAGAUCGCUCGGCGUCCAGCCCGAAGCUUUAGUUCCUUUAUGUUUGGACAAGUCUGCCUGGACUAUCGUGUCAAUGUAUGCAGUACUGAUGGCUGGAGGAGCUAUUGUUCCUCUAGACCCCUCACACCCUCUAGACAGGCAUAGGGAGAUUGUCAAGCAGAUCGGAACCGACAUUCUUCUUUAUUCGUCAAAAUACAAUGCCAAGUACGCAGGCAUUGUGCAACAUGCAAUUUCUAUUGAUGAAAGCGUGAUCAGGAAUACUCUCUCGAGAACUUUUAGCAGACAUCAAUCACGAAGUGUGAGAAGUUCCGAUGCUGCCUACGCAAUCUUCACAUCUGGCAGCACGGGUACCCCAAAGGGCAUCAUUAUCGAACACAAAGCAUUCAACACAGGUUCUGUCGCGUUCGGCGCGGCUUUGCAAAUGACGAGCAAAACUCGAGCUCUUCAGUUUGCUUCACUCAGCUUUGAUGCUGCCAUCAUGGAAAUAUUCACCACGCUUACUCUUGGAGCCUGCAUCUGUAUCCCUAGUGAAGAGGAACGUCUGCAAGACCUUGCCGGAACAAUUCGCCGGAUGAAUGUUACUUGGACGGUGCUUACACCAUCGGUUGCCAAUUUGAUUGAUCCUGUAUCUGUUCCAUCGCUUAAGGUCCUUGCAUCUGGUGGUGAAGCAAUGAGUCCAGAAGUAAUUUCCAAGUGGUCUAACAAAGUUCACUUGAUUAACGCAUAUGGACCAUCUGAGGCUUCCGUUGUAGCCCUGUAUAACCCGGACGUGUCCAAUAAUGCACCAAACAAUAUUGGAUAUGGCAUACAACCUACCACUACAUGGGUCGUCAAUCCUGAAGAUCAUAACCAAUUGACCCCCAUGGGCUCUGCGGGUGAAUUGGCCCUAGGUGGGCCUACUCUUUCACGAGGAUACCUAGGCGACACAGUCAAGACAGCCGCCGCUUUCAUUGACAAUCCUUCAUGGGCUGAAGAAUUUGCAACUGAGACCUGUGCAGGUCAACGUAUUCACCUGACAGGUGAUUUGGUCAAGUAUCGACCUGAUGGCUCUCUGGACUUUAUUGGCCGCAAAGACAGUCAGGUCAAACUAAAUGGUCAACGGAUGGAACUCGGGGAAAUCGAGCACCGUCUAGAAGCAGAUUCUCUUGUCCGCCAUGUCAUUGUUUCCAUUCCCAAAUCAGGGCCUCUUCAAAAGCGACUUGUUGCAAUCCUGUCCCUGGAUGAUACAGCAGCGGGUCGGUCAGUUGUAACUUCGGAAACAUGCCAACUUGUUGAGAAAAAUGAGGAACUGUCGCGCAUCAAGGACAAUCUUACAUCACAACUGCCAUCUUACAUGAUUCCACAGGCUUGGGCUGUCGUAAACGCAAUACCCAUGUUGGUGUCCGGUAAACUUGACAGAAAACUAGCCAAUAAGUGGAUCGAAGGUAUUUCGGAGCAGCAUUAUCAACAAAUAAUUGGUACAGAAGAUGUCGAUGAUGCUCCAGUAGAUAUGACUGGAGUUGUUGCAACACUGAGAGAAAUAUGGGGACAGGUUCUGAACCAACCUGCGGAAAAGGUUAACCUCAAUCGCUCAUUCCUAAGCUUAGGUGGUGACAGUAUUACAGCUAUGGCUGUUGUGUCUCGAAGCAGGCGACAAGAUAUCAAAGUUACCCUGCAUGAUAUACUUCGUUCAUCUUCAUUGAUAAAACUUGCCGAAACGGCGGAAUGCGGCACGCCGAACCUUCCAGAUCAUAUUGAAGUACUAGACCAGGGCUUCGGACUUUCGCCCAUUCAGCAAAUGUAUUUCCUUACUGCAAAAGGACAUCAAGGUAGCAGUCGAUUCAACCAGAGCUAUACUCUUCGCUUGUCACGGCAUCUCAGCGCCGAUAGAGUGCAAUCAGCACUUCGAGCGAUCGUAUCCAGUCAAUCAAUGCUACGAGCGCGGUUCAAAUUAAACGCUACUGGAGAGUGGGAACAACAGAUAUCAAGCGAUACUGAAUUUUCCUUCCGUUUCCGAUAUCAUCGGAUCGGUUCACUUAGUGAAGGGGUCAAAAUAGUUGGAGAUAGCCAAAGAGACGUGAACAUCUACGACGGACCUAUACUUGUUGCAGACAUGUUCUCGAGAUCUGAGAAUGAGCAGUACUUGUUCCUUGGUGCUCAUCACUUGGUUGUUGAUGUCGUCUCGUGGCGAAUCAUCCUGCAAGACCUUGAAGAUAUCCUCGAAAGUGGUUCUCUCCCGACUGACAAGCCCCUCUCAUUCCAAUCUUGGUGUAAAUUGCAGUCAGAUCAUGUCAAGCGCAGCACAGACGUCUAUAAGUUGCCUUUCAAUGUGCUCCCUGCCAACUUGGGUUAUUGGGGCAUGGAAAAUGUUUCGAACACCUAUGGGGAUGUCGAACGACGUACGUUUACUCUAGAUGAAGGGAUGACGACCUCAACUAUGACCAGUUGCCAUGAAAUCUUUGGCACUGAACCGGUAGACAUUUUCUUGACGGCAGUUAUUCACUCUUUCAGACUUGUUUUCAAAGACCGAUUUCUACCAACGGUGUUCAAUGAAGGCCACGGUAGAGAAACAUGGGACUCAAAGAUUGAUUUAUCUCGCACCGUCGGGUGGUUUACCAACAUUUCGCCAUUGCAGGUAACGCUUGAAUCAGACGACGUACUUGAUACUCUGAAGAGAGUGAAGGAUACUAGACGAAGUUCUAAAGAAGCCGGAAAAGCUUACCUGGCUCAACGUUUCUUUGCUGCAAGAGAUCGGCCGCUUCCAUCCCAGUCCGACGUGCCGAUGGAGAUUCUUUUCAAUUACCUUGGAUCAAUGCAGCAAUUGGAACGUGACGAUUCCGUGCUCCAAAAUACCGACAUGGGACUGGAAGAGGCUGAUCCACUCGAAGUGGGUGACAUGGGAUGUGAUACGACGCGAUUGGCGCUCUUCGAAAUAUCCGCGGCUGUUGUACAACAUCGACUAGAAUUUGCCUUCAUGUUCAAUGGCCGUAUGAAACGACUCAGCGAGGUCAAUCGCUGGAUGUCAGAAUGCAAGUGGAUUCUUGAAGAAAUUGUGGUUCGACUAAGGCGAUGCACCCCCGAGCCCACCUUGUGCGAUUAUCCAUUGCUUCCAAUCAACUACGACGGGCUCAAACGUUUAGUCAGAAAUUCCUUCCCCCAAGCUGGUAUAUCAAAUUAUCAAGAGAUAGAAGAAGUAUAUCCUUGUUCUCCGACGCAGGAAGGCAUGCUUCUUAGCCAGCUUCGUGACCCCAAGGCAUAUGUGUUCCAUAUUGUGUUCGAAGUGACAGGUGCAAAUCCACGACAAACUGUUGACCCUUUGAAAUUGAUCACGGCGUGGCAAAAGGUUGUUGACAGACAUGCUGCCUUACGAACAGUGUUUGUGAACAGCACAUACAAAGGAAGUUCCUUCGAUCAAGCAGUCUUGCAUAACGUGGAUAGCGACGUAAUCCAUGUCGAGUGCGAUGAUUCCGUUGUUCUCGCCCAACUUCAAUCAAUUAGUCUGUAUGAGAGAAAUGCAAGACGCAAGCAAAAGAUCCCUCAUCAGCUGACUGUUUGUGUGACUCCCUCUGGUCGAGUAUUCAUGAAGAUUGAAGUUAACCAUGCCGUCAUCGAUGGAGGCUCAACCCCUAUAUUGAUACACGACCUUCAACUCGCUUAUGAUGGGCUGCUUCCAGAUGGUCGAGGGCCCCUCUAUUCUGACUACAUCCGCUUUGUGAAAAGCCAUUCGCCCAAAGAUGACAUCGUGUAUUGGAAGCGGUACUUGUCAGGCGUCCAAGCAUGCUACUUCCCACGUCUAAAGUCCACAUUCAGUAGUCAGCGCCGUCUUGCUUCACUCCAGUUCAACUUCAGUCAUUGGCAGGAUGUACAACGCUAUUGUGAAAGGACAGGUGUGACACUGGCAAAUGUCAUUCAGGCAGCAUGGGCUCUGGUUCUUCGGAAAUAUACAGGCUCUGAUGAUGUGUGCUUCGGCUAUCUAUCAGCUGGGCGAGAUGCACCAGUUACCAGAAUACAAGAAACAAUCGGUGUUUUCAUCAACAUGCUAUGCUGUAGAGUUCGACUUUCUUCAUCGCAACUACUAGCAGAGAUCCCCAGUGUCAUUCAAGACGACUAUGUACGCGCCAUUCCCCAUCAGCGGUGCUCAUUGGCACAGGUACAGCACGAGUUAGGGUUGCAAGGAAAGCAGAUAUUCAACACAGCUUUGUCAAUUCAGAAUCACUCUGCUUCUGAAGUUGUAGACGAGGGAUCUCUUGUGUUUACGACCCAAGAAGCACAUGACCCAAGCGAGUAUUCCCUUACUCUCAAUAUCGAGACUGGAAGGGGUCAAGAAGGUAUUGUUUUCCGGUACUGGACAGACAUGUUCUCCAGUGAGCAUGCUUCCGAUAUUUCAAAAACGCUAUCAAACAUUCUUCAUGCUUUCGCUCAGGAUCCUACGGAGACUAUAUCUAGACUCAGUAAGCACGAUUCUAACAAGGCUGUUGAAAUAUUCGAGACAAAGUCCACCAAUGUCGGCCAACCAUCCCUUCAACGCGAAGACGAACUUCACGAAAUUAUGGAGAAAUAUCCUACCCUCCAGAAUCUCAUUGACGAGAGGGUUCGCAUGAUUGUGCAACAAAUGUUCACUCUGAAUCGAUCGAGUUCAUUAACACGAAACCUUUCUAACGCUACAGAUCAUGACGUUCUAGCGCUUCCCCACUCCGAGUCUGAUGCCAUUUCAAGUAUGUCCGACGAUAUCUACAGGGAAGACAUUGGGGAAUCAGCAAUUCCAGUCGCUGCUCAAAUUCAUGAACGGGGAAUACAAGCGGAUAUUGAAGAGAAGCUUCUACGUCUUUGGAGUGACAAGCUUGGGUUGCCUUUGGACUCCAUUACCAAAGAUGAUAGCUUCUUUGACCUGGGAGGAGACAGUAUCACAGCCAUGGCGCUUGUCGGUGAUGCGCGUGAUGAAGGGCUGAUAUUGACCGUUGCAGACGUUUUCCGGAAUCCUGUGUUCAAGGAUAUGGCAACUGUAGCACAAACCGCGAGUGCAAAGAGUUAUGUCGAGGAUGAGAUUAACAAUAUGAACAUCUUGGGGGGACAACCGUCGUCUUUCGCAUCUGCCAAACCUGGUUUCUACGAAAGGUUUGCUCUCAUAAAAGCGGCAAAUAUCGAUGAAGUAUUCCUACAGAAAUAUAUCUGUCCUCGUGUCGGAGUGUUUAAAGGUGGAAUAGUUGACAUUCUUCCCGUCACUGACUUCCAGGCUCUUUCAAUUACGGGUGCACUUCUAGACUCACGCUGGAUGUUGAAUUUCUUCUGCCUCGAUGGUCAUGGUCCUCUUGAUUUCCGACGUCUCAAGCAAAGCUGUUUCCGUGUGGUGCAUGCUUUUGAUAUUUUGCGAACAGUCUUCGUUGCUUCCAAGGGACGCUUUUUGCAAGUUAUACUCCGCAAAGUUCGACCUGAAUUUUCUGUAUACGAAACUGAUGAAAGCCUUGAUGAGUUUACAUCUGUGCUACAACAACGUGAUAUCACUGAAGGUGUCAAACAGGGUGAGCCAUUCGUACAGUUUGUGAUUGUGAGGGAGAAGAAUACAGACAGACAUCGUAUUAUUCUUCGACUUUCUCACGCUCAAUAUGAUGGUGUGUCACUUCCAAGAAUCCUAUCUGCCAUCAAAGCAGGCUAUGAAGGCGGGCCUAUCCCUUCGCCUGCGUCUUUUGCCAACUUUGUACGUGAGUCGGCGAGAAUAGUGACGGCAGAUCAUUAUCAACAUUGGAGGACGCUACUAAGCGGCUCAAGAAUGACCGAAAUGGUAAACCGACAUGAGAGUCCGGGGUACAAGAGACUUAGGGCUAGCAAUGAAGGUUUGCGGAAGACGAUACGGGUACCAUCCAUGGCUCAUGGAAACCUCACUACUGCCACGGUCAUCAAAGCUGCCUGGGCCUUGACUCUAGCACGAAUCACGGGAAGUGCAGAUAUUGUAUUCGGACACACAAUCAGCGGCCGAAACACCGCAGCCAUUACAGGUGUUGAGUCGAUGGUUGGCCCAUGCAUGAACAUCGUGCCAGUUCGCGUUGUCUUUGGCGAGAAAUGGACCGUGCUUGAUUUACUGCGAUACAUUCAAGAUCAACAAGUCGCCAAUAUGCCAUAUGAAGCACUCGGAUUCCGACAAAUCAUUCACAAAUGUACCGACUGGCCUCGCUCAACACAUUUCAGUACAGUGUUGCAACAUGACGCCGCCAACUCUUCGAAUGAGAUUCAGCUUGGAGAAAACAUCUACACUGUCAAGGCUGUCGGUAGCGAUGAGGAGAUGUCUGACUUCUCAGUUAAUUCAAAGUCACUAGACCGCGAUCGUGUCGAGAUUGUCCUUUCGUUCUCUGUUGAUGAACAUGUUACCAUGUCACUUGCACAAAGGGUCUUGGAUAUGCUCUGUGACACUGCGGAAAGCUUCACUGCAAACCCAGAUAUGGCACUUCCAUCACCUAGCUCUCUUUCUGCUCUCCCUAUACGAGAUAGCAGGAACCUUGAUAACCAAUCUCCUCAUGUAGAGACUCAGAAGCAGCAAGUGGAAGACAGCUCAAUCAUAUCAUCGCAACUAGCAGGCCUUAGCCGAGCAGAAAUCUUAGUUCUUUCAGACGUCCUCCGUCGCGCAUGGGAACAAGUUCUUGGAGACACCAGCAAUAAUAACGAGGAUGUUCCUCCACCCAUCAAACCAGACUCAUCCUUUUUCAGCCUUGGCGGAGACCUUAUCGGCCUCGCUCAAGUUGCUUGGCUCCUCGAACAAGAAGACUUUAAAGUCAGGCUGGACGAUCUGAUUGAACGUCCCACCAUGAUGGGCCAAAUGGCCGCUCUUGUGGAAUCAAAUAGCGUGACUGCGCAGCGAAUGAUGGCCUCGUAUCAUGCUGGUGUUGCUGCUUCUUCAGCGACUACUACGAGUGCAACUGGUAGUGUUGCCGGUGAAGAGCCACGUUCGGCCAGUAAUAAUAAUAAGGGCGGACAACUACGAAAGUCGAUGACUUGGGCUUCGGCGUUUGGGUUGGCCAGGAAGAUUGUGAAGAGGAAGGUUGAAGUGGACGGUUAA
Molecule: messenger RNA, 23706 nt
Organism: Talaromyces marneffei
Lineage: Eukaryota; Fungi; Ascomycota; Eurotiomycetes; Eurotiales; Trichocomaceae
Exons: 10
Coding region: 1-23706 (7901 amino acids)
Molecular function (GO): phosphopantetheine binding; catalytic activity
Source: RefSeq, a predicted model, not a curated record